Molecule: messenger RNA, 1821 nt
Organism: Penaeus monodon (black tiger shrimp)
Lineage: Eukaryota; Metazoa; Arthropoda; Malacostraca; Decapoda; Penaeidae
Gene: ChLD3
Product: chitin deacetylase 1-like
Exons: 11
Coding region: 21-1625 (534 amino acids)
Biological process (GO): carbohydrate metabolic process
Cellular component (GO): extracellular region
Molecular function (GO): hydrolase activity, acting on carbon-nitrogen (but not peptide) bonds; protein binding; chitin binding
Source: RefSeq, a predicted model, not a curated record
UCAGACUCCCAGCUGCAGCCAUGGGGCAAAGGCAGCUAACUCUCGGGGUGCUCCUGCUGGUGGCGCUGGCGGCCGUCGCAACAACGGCAGACGCGGUGACCCCUGACCAUCCUCUUCUUCGGAACAAGCGUGCCCUUCGCCUCAACGUGCCCUGUAUCGCCAACGGGCAGUUCUACCGAAACCCCAACACAGACCCUGAGAAAGUCCGAAACCUCAGCGAGUGUGCUAAAUACUACCUCUGUUUAGAUGGCGAAGUGUACGAAUUCAAGUGUUCGGUGGGUCUGCUGUUCGACAUCGAUCGCCAGAUCUGUGAUUUCAAGUCUAAAGUGUUCAACUGUGGCACUCAUAUCCAGCUGACGACGCCGAAGCCACUCCUGGACACGGACGAGCCCAUCUGCGGCUACGGCGAGUACGCAUGCGCCGACAAGACCUGCCUGCCGUCCGAGCUCUUCUGCGACGGGCAGGUUGACUGUUACGAUGGCUCUGACGAAGGCUGGUGCGACGCCGAAAACGACCCGAACGCCGCCCCCCGAUGCGACUACAAGAACUGCACGCUUCCUUGGUGCUUCUGCUCACGGGACGGCACCCUCAUCCCCGGCAACAUGGAGCCUGCGCAGGUUCCCCAAGUCAUCUCAAUCACCUUCGACGAUGCGGUGAACUACGAGAACUGGGAUAUUUACAAUCAGCUGUUCACCGAGUCGAGAACCAAUCCCAACGGCUGUCCUAUCCACGCCACGUUCUACGUCUCUCACGAGUACACCAACUACCAAUACGUCCAGAAGCUGUGGAACGACGGCCACGAGAUAGCGGUCCAUUCCAUCACUCACAAAGGUCCCGAGAGCUUCUGGAGUAACAACGCGACCAUCGAGGAUUGGUUUGACGAGUUCGUAGGCCAAGCGAACAUCAUCAACCGAUUCGGAGGCGUCAGGAUGGAAGAUCUUUGGGGUGUUCGUGUGCCGUACCUCCGAGUGGGAUGGAACCGCCAGUUCAUCAUGAUGCGUGAGUUUGGCUUCGUGUAUGACUCGUCCAUGGCGGCGCCCUUCUCGAACCCGCCCGUCUGGCCUUACACCUUGGACUACAAGAUGCCCCACAAGUGCCUGGGUACUGGCCAGAAGUGCCCAUCGAGGCCCUUCCCUGGCAUCUGGGAGCUUGUACUGAACCAGUUACAGACAGGGGAAUACACAUGCGCCAUGAUGGACCAGUGCCCGCCCUUGCCUGACGACGAGGAAGUCUACCAAAUGCUCAUGCACAAUUUCAAACGCCACUACAACAGCAACAGGGCCCCUCUAGGCCUAUACUUCCACACCAUUUGGUUUAAAGUCAAGCACAACAUGAAGGGAAUGCAGAGAUUCCUGGACGAGGUGAUGAAACUCCCGGAUGUGUGGGUCGUUAAUAAUCAAGAGCUCAUUCAGUGGAUGCGCGAACCCGUUCCGAACGCUCAACUGAACUCGUUCGAACCUUGGAAGUGCUCGAAAACAGUUCCUCAGGAAGACCAGGCCUGCAACAUCCCUAAGUCUUGCAAGCUGAGGAACCGGGCCGUCCGCGGGGAGAGGUACCUGCACACCUGCUACGAGUGCCCUGACAUGUACCCGUGGCUCAAGAACGAAUUCGGUGUCGAUCUCUAGGAGGCUAGACACUAAGCGAGCGAGUUCUGCCUGCUUUUUUUUUAAGGAUGAUAGAUUCUAUAGUGUGGUGAGAGAGUACGUUUCCAUGGAUACUGUGAACGCGAGACAGCUUGUCAUAAAACGCUGAAAAUACGAACACACGAACAUGAACACAUACACGAACACACAUGCAUGAACAGGAACACACACAUGAACA